GCAAAGAUCAACGGCCAGAAUCUCUUAAUCCGUGCAAGUGGGACCUUGCCCCCGCUGUGCGUGGAUUUGGCCUCAUAAGCUUGUGUAGCUAUUGCCCUCGAGGAAGGAACAACGGUCAUAUCCGGCAGAAGUCGAUUAUGGAGGGAGAAGAAUGGGGAGAUGUCGUACUGGGGCUUUUCGUUCGAGCGAAUCUGGGCGCAGAUGCGGGUAGAUACGUCCACCAGAAAAGUCGCAGUGGUGAGUAUAAUGUAAUGGCCUGAAUUGAGGCUGAAGAGUCUUGAACUGGAAAACGAGGAGAAAGAGAAGACGAGAGAAGCGAGAUGAGAGAGAGAGAGAGGAGGGGAGGGCAUCGAGUGAAUCUGGUCGCAAUGGCGGGAAUACGGCCCUAGCAAAGUUCUGGUGUGAGCAGAAUGGUCUGAACUGAAUUGAGGCUGAAGAGUGUUGGUGAUUGGAAAACGAGGAGAGAGAGGAGACGAGAGAAUCGAGAUGAGAGAGAGGGAGGCGAGGCAUCGGGAUCGGGAUCGGGAUCGGGAUCGGGAUUGCUACGUUGGAUAUAGAGAGGGGGAAGGAGAGGUAUACCCAAACGGAGAGAGGGAGUGGUAGGGAUCGGGACGUCGGAAAUAGAGGGAGAGGAGGGAAGGGGAGGGGGAGAUAAAAGGAUUUAAAGAGAGAGAGAGAGAGAGAGAGAGAGAGAGAGAGAGAGAGAGAGAGAGAGAGAGAGAGAGAGAGUGUCGAAUAUGAGAGAAAGGGGGGAACAGCAUCGGGAUCGAGAGAGGAGUGGUAGGGAUCGGGACGUUGGAUAUCGAGAGAGGGAAGGGGAGAGGUACAGGGAUCGGGACAGGGAGAGAAGGGACAGGGAAUGGGGGGACAGAGAGCGAGCCCAGAGGAUCUCCAGGCAUGACGAUGAUUACACUGUGAGUGAAAGGCGAGGGGGGAGUAGUGGGGGAGGGCUAGUAGUAGUAGGAGGGGGAGGAGGAGGAGGGGGCGCAGGGGGGGGGGGGGGGGGGGGGGGGGGAGGAGGAGGAGGAGGGGUGGGCGGCGCAGGGAGUGGCAAUUAUCUGGUUAACCAGAAGGGAAGGGGGGGGGGGGGAGGAGGAAGUCGGGAUCCGGAUCCUCAUCGCCGAUCGAGAUCCUCGUCUGCGGAGGAUUCUCGUGGAGAAGACGAUGGAAGGGGGGAGGGGAGGAAUGGUGGCAGCGGCGGAGGGGCUUCCACAUCAGCAGCUGCUGACAUGGCAGGCGGAGUGGCUUCGGCCGAAGGAUGGCUCCACGUGGCAGGAGGCGGAGGGGGAGGGGGAGGGGGAGGUAGCGCAGCAAUCUCUCCACCUGCGCCUAAGAAGAGGAAAUACUCUCCUAUUAUCUGGGAUUUGNGGGGGGGGGGAUAUCACGACCGUGACUUGAAGACAUCCAACCUGCUCCUGAAUAAUCGCGGCGAGCUGAAGAUCUGCGAUUUUGGUCUUGCGCGGCAGUACGGAAGUCCCCUCCGGUGCUACACGAGAAUGGUGGUUACGCUCUGGUACAGGCAAGUGUGGGACUUGGGCUCUGAUCUGUCGCCGGGAUCCGACACGUCAUCCGAUGAUGAGCCGCCAGAGCCGGGCCAGAUUCGGUCGGUAUCUCCUCAAGAGAAGGAUCGCGAUCGGGACGACUCCCGCCACGUGGCGAUGAUCUCGGCGUCGAGGUGGGCGGAGGCGGUCCCGACUCCGCCCAGGGCCGGCAAGGGCCAGCGGGGGGGGCGAUACCGUGUCAGGUCGAUGAGUCCCGACGGCGGCGGGAGACCGGCCUCCGGGGAGAGAACCCGUCGCAGUCGCGACAGCGCGUCGCCGGAACCGGGGGAGUAUGUGCGCGAGCGGCGCGGGGAGGGGAAGAGGGUAAGAGGGAGCGAGGGAGAUGACGUUAGUGAUGAGCGAGGGGGGGGUGGCAGCAAGGCAGGCGGAGGCGGAGGAGGAGGAGCAGGCGGAGGAGGAGGAGGAGGGAAGAGGAGCAGUGGAGGCCGAGACAGCGAGGAGUACGAGAGAGAACUCAACAAGAGGGAAUUGCUGGAACUUGAAGAAGAUGGGGAAUAUUACGACGACGAAUUUCAGAAGCCUGGUGAUCUGUCAUCUGAUGAGGAGAGGGAGAGGGAGAGAGAGAGAGAGAGAGAGAGGGGCUCCCUCCUAAUUGCCGGAUUGGUAGAGAGGACGAUCAAUAUGCUUGAAGGGUGUCGGAGCGUGGAUGAGUUCGAGAGGCUUAAUCGGAUUGAUGAAGGCACGUAUGGGGUUGUCUACAGAGCACGGGACAAGAAAACGACCGAGAUCGUUGCGUUGAAGAAAGUGAAGAUGGAGAAGGAGAAGGAGGGAUUUCCUAUGACAUCGUUGAGGGAGAUCAACAUCUUGCUGUCCUUCCAUCAUCCCGCGAUUGUCAAUGUGAAGGAGGUCGUCGUCGGAAACAACUUGGACAGGUAACGAUCGAACGAACGAGGGAACGAGGGAACGGACGAAAUGUGUUUGGAAACUUCUUUCCCCCUCUCCCCUUACCUCCUUCUCCCUUAUCCCCAAGCCUUCACGGUC
This is a messenger RNA of Chara braunii, 2543 nucleotides long. Lineage: Eukaryota; Viridiplantae; Streptophyta; Charophyceae; Charales; Characeae. The record is from the annotation of a GenBank genome assembly.